AUGGCUGAUCCAUUGACUAUGCUCAGAGAUGUGUUGUCGAAACAACAACAACCAGUGAUAGAGGGUGACGAAUAUGUGUUUGGUAAGACAAGAUUCAAUAAGAAUGUACCGACCGCAUUCAAAAGCUCUGCAAACAACACAUACUACACCUUACAAGCUGUACAUCUUUGUCAUCUCAAUCGUGAUGUAUCUCGUGGUGUCUAUGUACUUCAAGUUGCUCGUGCCGGUACAACCGCUGUUUCACUUAAUGAUAGAAAGGAAUUGUUAGCAUAUCUCGAUGGUGAAGUCGAUACUUCGUCAUCGAUUGUCUAUGAUAGUUCUUUGAUGAGUGGAAGUAGUAGUAGUGCAGUGUCUACCGGUACGCAACAAUCGAUGGAUUCAUCGCUUACCAGUCAGAGCGAUGCUAUGCAGGUAGAUGAUUCCAACAAUCAGUAUUCAACAGGUACUCAGCAGCAGAGUAUGUACGAUGCUUCCGGUGCUUCGCUUGGUGACCAAUACAAGAUUGGAGGUGAUCACGACUACCAAUACGAUGCAUCGUAUCGAUCAUCGCAUAUUCCAGAGAUUGAUCUCACCGACGAAAUGAUCAGCGAGAAAUCUGCAUUCACUUCACAUCUUCUUGCUGUACCAAGCAAACCAAAUGAAUCAUAUUCACUUAAAGAUAGUGAGAAUCAAUUUAUGGAGGAUAUUGGAAAUAAGAGAAAAGCAUUGAGCAUGGAAAAGUCAAAUUUUAUGAUGGCAGACGAACCAAUCACAAAGAUGAUAUUACAAAGAGAGAAAACAACAAAUGAUAGAACAUCUAUUUUGAAUGGUCCAACUGCAUAUUUAGAUAUAUUGGAUAAAUACAAUCAAUUUAAAAAAGAAGAAAAGAGACCAUCGUCUUCUUCAUCUAUACCAGGUAGUUCGAGCAAACCACACCCAACAAGUGGUGGUGCUAAUAACAAAUCAUCGAUGACAUCAACAUUACACGAUUCUGCAAGCAUUGGUUCAAACCGUAAGUUAUCAUCAGACAAUCAAAUCACCUACGAAGUAUACGACAAUAUAAAACUAUUGAAAGCUGAAGACUGGCCAAGAGUGGCUGCUGUAUUUGUACAAGGUGAAGCCUGGCAAUUUAAAGAUUGGAAAUGGCCAACUCCAGUCGAUAUUCUUUCAAAUAUUAAAGGAUUUUAUCUGAAACUCGACGAUACAACUGUACCAGAAUCAGUUAAAUCAUGGGAUGUGAAAAUAUUACAUAUAAGCAGACAAAAACGUCAUUUAGAUUUAACAGGACAAAUUGAAUUUUGGAAGGCAUUUGACGAAUAUAUUUUAACUAGAAAACCAUUUUUGAAUCAUUAA
Messenger RNA from Heterostelium album PN500, 1332 nucleotides. RefSeq lists its product as uncharacterized. The transcript has 7 exons. Gene Ontology annotation, cellular component: Cdc73/Paf1 complex. Gene Ontology annotation, biological process: positive regulation of transcription elongation by RNA polymerase II; transcription elongation by RNA polymerase II. Gene Ontology annotation, molecular function: RNA polymerase II complex binding. Bases 1 to 1332 code for a protein of 443 amino acids. NCBI's taxonomy places the organism in Eukaryota, Evosea, Eumycetozoa, Acytosteliales, Acytosteliaceae. The record is from RefSeq and is a predicted model, not a curated record.